AUGUUCAAUCACUUUUCCCCUGAAUGCACUCUUCCUUCUAAUGAAACAUAUAGCGGCUUUGUCUCUGGACCAAACGCUAGGUCAACCCUCAAUAUCGUCUGGAGCUGCAUUAGUAUCAUUAUUUUGUCAACAUGGUCUAUCCUGCAUCUCGAUGUCCCCGCGCAUGUCACUCCUACAAAGAAAAGGGAAAAAUUCUGCCGCGCUGUAUAUCUUCUCUGGCGGAAGAUUUUUUGGAUGGGCCUGAAACUUUUUUCCCCGGAAUUUGCAGCUACCGGUUGCGCCAGAAAGAUUUUUGCUACUCGCUCUAAUUCAGCGGAACUAGAGCGGCUUGCGCGCAUUGAUGGUGUUCCUUGGAGCUUGACGCAUACUAUCCUUGUUGAUAUGGGCGGUAUUGCUCUACGGUUCCCUGCUUCACAUAACUACACAUCAGCCAGCACAGAUACAUCAGACCUUAUAUCUGAAUCAGCAGGCGUGUCUAGAGAAACAUCAGCAUCUUACCCGGUUUCUGGAGAUCAAGUACCGGAAUUUAUUCAAAAAUUUAGCCGAAGACAAGAAUUAAUUGCAAAAUUAUGUGGAAAAAUACCAUGGAGUUUAUAUAAACCUCAUGUUCAACACGCUAUCACAAUGAAUGAAUCCUCCACAAUUUCGAAAUCGAUUCUCAAAGAUGUCGCUGCUUUAUCGGGUAAUAUCUGGAUACUGGACUCUAAGCAACUUAAAAUUGCGAGGGAGAAGAAACUUAUAACAAAAAUGCCGAAUAUUACGGAACAAGACAUCAAUGAUAAGAGCAAAUCCGACGGGUUAGUCAAGCUCAUAGCAAUCCUCCAAGUGCUGUGGCUUGUGAUCCAGCUUAUAGCCCGAGCUAUUCAAAAUCUUCCAUUUACCCAGCUGGAAAUCACAACGGUUGCGUUUGCAGCUACAGCAAUUAUUAUCUAUAGCAUUGAUUUCAUAAAACCUAAAGACCUCAACGUGCCUUUUUACGUGAGCGUUUCGAAAGAGGUCGAAUACGAACAUUUUGUUGAAAUCGCUCAAGCAGCCCCAUUCGCAUAUGUUCAGGGCAAGCGGCAGGCUGAUAUUUACUCAUUACUGAUUGGCUUCUUCUCUGCUACGUCGUUUGGAGGCGUUCACCUUUUUGCAUGGAAUAAUCAAUUUCCCACAGAAAUUGAACAGCUUCUAUGGAGAAUUUCAGCAUUGAUGACUAUUGCUUUGCCUUACAUAUACAUCUGUACCCAUCUUCCAUUUAUUGGAAAACCAGUCAAGAAGAUUAGAACAGAUACAAGGAGAGGAAUGAGAAUAGGCCUGUUUUGCAUUGCGGUGUGUUAUGUCCCCUGUCGACUAUUUCUCCUAGCUGAGAGCUUCAGGUCUCUCUACUAUUUGCCCCCUGAAGCUUUUAAAUCGACAUGGGCGGGCAACUUUCCGCACCUAGGAUAAACCAAGAAUAUGGACACUCAUUUUGGAUUACAUCAUUCGUUCUUUCGCAGCCUUUCUCUCUCUGUUUCUAUGUCACCUUCUUUCAUUUCUGAAGGGAGCUGGGUCUUAAAAACACGUCAGAAGUAACGACUUUGCUAUUUUAUAAUCACUAU
Trichoderma asperellum CBS 433.97 is the source of this 1580-nucleotide messenger RNA. The record is from RefSeq and is a predicted model, not a curated record. Lineage: Eukaryota; Fungi; Ascomycota; Sordariomycetes; Hypocreales; Hypocreaceae.